CCAGGGGUGAACAGUAUGGAUGCACAAGUAGGUGUAACGCCUCCUGGAACUCAGACAACACAUCCCGUAGUUUGCACAGCCCAGCAAACCGCCGCAACCAACAGUUCUGUUAGUGAAGACCACUCUAAACAGAAAUCUACGUGGACAGAACACAAAUCACCUGAUGGAAGAACGUAUUACUAUAAUACUGAAACGAAGCAGUCUACAUGGGAGAAGCCAGAUGAUCUCAAAACCCCUGCUGAGCAAUUGUUGUCUAAAUGUCCCUGGAAAGAGUAUAAAUCCGAUUCUGGAAAGCCCUACUAUUAUAAUUCCCAAACAAAGGAAUCACGCUGGGCAAAACCCAAAGAACUUGAGGACCUUGAAGCAAUGAUCAAAGCUGAAGAAAACAGCACAAAGCCUGAAGAAUCUACUCCAGCGACAUCUGCUCCAGCUGCUGCAGCAGAAGCAACAAACACAACCACCACAGCUGCUGCUGACGCUGCCGCAGCUGUUACUGCCACCACAGCUACUUCUGCAGGGGCAGCAGCCCCUGAAGCAGAAUCAACUGCAGCUUCUUCUGUGGUAGAAAACGAGAGCACUGGCACAACCUCAGCUGAGGAACAGGGACAAGCAACUGCUGCACCUGCUGCUCAGGAGCAGAGUGGAGAGACUGCAGUUAGCACAGAUGACUCUUCCAAGCAGGACGCCUCAGCAGAUGCUGCUGCAAAGAAGGAGGAUGAUGAUGCCCAACCAGUUAAAAAAACCUAUACAUGGAAUACAAAGGAAGAAGCAAAGCAAGCAUUUAAAGAACUGUUAAAAGAAAAGCGAGUACCAUCCAAUGCUUCUUGGGAGCAAGCUAUGAAAAUGAUCAUUAAUGAUCCCAGAUACAGUGCUCUGGCAAAAUUAAGUGAAAAAAAGCAAGCCUUUAAUGCUUACAAAGUUCAAACAGAAAAAGAAGAGAAGGAAGAAGCGAGAUCAAAAUACAAAGAAGCUAAAGAAUCCUUCCAGCGUUUCCUUGAAAACCAUGAAAAGAUGACAUCCACCACAAGAUACAAAAAAGCUGAACAAAUGUUUGGGGAGAUGGAAGUCUGGAAUGCAAUAUCUGAGCGUGACCGUCUUGAGAUUUAUGAAGACGUCUUGUUUUUUCUGUCUAAGAAAGAGAAGGAACAAGCCAAACAGUUACGAAAGAGGAACUGGGAGGCCUUGAAGAACAUACUGGAUAACAUGGCUAACGUCACUUACUGUACUACAUGGUCAGAGGCUCAGCAGUAUCUGAUGGACAAUCCUACGUUUGCAGAAGAUGAGGAACUUCAGAACAUGGACAAGGAGGAUGCGCUGAUCUGUUUUGAGGAACAUAUCAGGGCACUGGAAAAAGAGGAGGAAGAAGAAAAACAGAAAAGUUUGCUUAGAGAAAGAAGGCGGCAGCGUAAGAAUAGAGAAUCUUUUCAGCUGUUUUUAGAUGAACUGCACGAGCACGGGCAGUUACAUUCGAUGUCCUCUUGGAUGGAGUUGUACCCAACCAUAAGCUCUGACAUCAGAUUCACUAACAUGCUUGGUCAGCCUGGAUCAACAGCACUUGAUCUUUUCAAGUUCUAUGUUGAAGACUUGAAAGCACGUUACCAUGAUGAGAAGAAGAUAAUAAAGGAUAUUUUAAAGGAUAAAGGAUUUGUGGUUGAAGUGAAUACUUCUUUUGAAGAUUUUGUUACGGUCAUCAGUUCAACUAAAAGAGCUACUACUUUAGAUGCAGGAAAUAUCAAGCUGGCUUUCAACAGCCUGCUAGAGAAGGCAGAAGCCCGUGAAAGAGAGAGGGAAAAAGAAGAAGCUCGCAAAAUGAAGCGGAAAGAGUCUGCCUUCAAGAGUAUGUUGAAGCAAGCUACUCCUCCAAUCGAACUGGAUGCUGUCUGGGAAGAUAUCAGAGAUAGGUUUGUGAAGGAACCCGCAUUUGAAGACAUCACUCUGGAGUCUGAAAGAAAAAGAAUAUUUAAAGAUUUCAUGCAUGUACUAGAGCACGAGUGUCAGCAUCAUCAUUCGAAGAACAAGAAGCAUUCUAAGAAGUCUAAAAAACAUCACAGGAAGCGAUCGCGUUCUCGUUCGGGCUCAGAGUCUGAGGAUGACGAUAGCCACUCCAAGAAGAAAAGGCAGCGUUCGGAAUCUAGAUCAGUUUCUGAGCGUUCCUCCAGUGCAGAAUCGGAGAGAAGUUACAAGAAAUCAAAAAAACACAAGAAAAAGAGCAAGAAGAGAAGACACAAGUCU
Molecule: messenger RNA, 2232 nt
Organism: Antrostomus carolinensis (chuck-will's-widow)
Lineage: Eukaryota; Metazoa; Chordata; Aves; Caprimulgiformes; Caprimulgidae
Gene: PRPF40A
Product: pre-mRNA processing factor 40A
Exons: 21
Biological process (GO): mRNA cis splicing, via spliceosome
Cellular component (GO): U2-type prespliceosome; U1 snRNP
Molecular function (GO): protein binding; RNA binding
Source: RefSeq, a predicted model, not a curated record